AAAUGACCAAAACACUUCAUUGGUUUUUACCCUUCUGCCUAAAGCUUUGAUAUCCCUGCUUGAUGUUCUGUGAAUUCACUGUUUAAUCUCUUAAGUAAAAUAAUAAACAGUCCUGGUGACAUACAAUCUAUUGAUUUAGAGGAAAGGCCCUGAAAAAGUAUUGGAAACUAACUUUAGAUAUACUCUUAGCUAUCAUUUCGCAUCGUGGGCUUCAUGGGAAGAACAUGUUGCAUUUAUUUUGUCUUUAUUAAAAGACUACUAGCCACAAGUUACUCUGAUUGUAGUAACUGUUUUAUCAACCUGCUUUGAUCUUCUUUUAAAAAUUAAAUUUACAUUCACAAUUCAAAACAGUAAGCUGUCUUUCAGAACUAAUUUUUGAAGGAUAAAAAUAUAUGAAGGAAAAACAUGGCCUGUGUAGGUUGCAUUCCCUACACAGGACUUAACUAGUUGUAUCACCUCAAGAGAUUUUAGAGUUUGUGAUCAAGGUCUGUAUAUUACCCCAAAUUUUAUUAAGAAUUGUUUUCUAAUUGGUUAUAACAUUUUUCAAUUAAUAAUUUCAAAACAAAUUGUUAAUACAAACUGUAUAAAAUGAACAUAAUUUUCUUCACUUGUAUUUUUGUUAUUGAGCAAGUUUAUCAAAAUAAAUUGUCUACUAAAGAAACUAAAAAGGCUUCUAUUGCUUUGAAAUAAGCUUUGAUUUUAAGAUUUUACUUCAGAAGUUGAAUUCUUACAGAGGUUUUACCUAUUCACACAGUGACAGUGCCGUGCCUCUUUGUUUUGUUUUAGCAUCGGGCAGGGGGAAGGUCUCUGUCUCUUUUUACACUCCUGCUCCCAGCUCCUUCCUUGGCAAGAGAUGCCAUUAUUCUAGAGUGUAGAUGAGGCCAGAUUUACCAAUAAGAAGAGUCACUCCGCAGUAAAAAAAAAACAAACAACAACAAAAAAAACACAUAUACACACGUAUGUGGCUUUCUCUUCUGCAUCAUAUUUUUAUGGACUGGGAGAGAUCUACUGAGCCAAGCCCCUCAAAGCCAGCCGUCUUGUGUUUCUUCCUCACACAUAGACCUAAGCCAUUCAUCUUUGCUUCUGUUUCUACUUCACUGCAGGCCAAAGGAUCUUAACUUCUAAGAUUUUUAGAUUGGGGUUGAAGGAGAGUACAGAGUCUCUAGACUCAACCAUGUGCUCCAUCACAGCUUUACUGCACCUUUCUCGAGGGGUCUUGGGAUAAGCCCAGCUGAGUAAUAGCUAAUAAUCAAAUAAAGCACUGCAUUUACUCUUUGCUGCUGUUUCUCCUUUAUAUGGCCUUUACAGGAGCCUCAUGGGGAGUGUGAAGAUAAAGACAAGAUAGCAUUUGGACAUCCUUGAGUUCUGGAUCAUGAAGGCAUCUUAUCUUCUUAGGGUGGCCAGUCAUCCCCAUUUGCCUGAGACUGAGGGGUUCCCUGGGACAUGAGACUUUCAGGCCUAUAACUGGGAAAGUUCCGUGCAAAAGGGAUGAGCUGAUCACCCUAUCUUUAUACCAUCCAAAUCUAUCCUGAUGUAUAACACAGGUAUUUGAAGAGUUCCGUAAAUAUUAAUCGAUAGAUCAAUUGGAAAUUGUAAUAGUAGACUUCCACUGAACUUAUAAGACAGCGGGAGAAAACACUUUUCCUUCUUUUUGGUAAUAAUUUAGGAAAAAACAGACUGGCUUUAAAAACAGUAACAUGAAGGCACCUGACUGGCUCAGUCGGUAAAGCAUACAAUUCUUGAUCUCAAGGUUGUGAGUUCAAGCCCCAUGUUGAGCAUAGAGCCUCCUUAAAAAACAACAGCAACAAAAACCAUAAUAACAUGAGUCCAAAAACACAUUUUGACUUAGUCUUGCACUAACUCUGUUCUAACCACCGUAUGAGAAGAUUUUAGGAAAAAUACCAAGACUAAAGGACUGGGUUCCUCUUAUGCAAAGUCAACUCUUCUGGGUCACAGUUACCCAGCAACAAAGUAAAAGAGGAGAAAACAAUGGGAUGGCAUUUUCAAGCACAUUCAAGUUUUCUACAAUUCAGUCCCAGUUCCACUCACAGACUUAUGACCACCCAAUAUUAAAUUUCAAGAAGAGAUUUCUCAUGAGACUCAUAAGAUUGUAGAGCUGGAUGAAAUCUAAAAGAGCAUAUCCAGUGUUAACUUGUUCGAGAUGAAGAAAAUGAAGGUCAAGGCCUCAGAAAAGUAUACCGACUUUCCCAAAGUCACACAACCAGCAGAGCCCUCAACCCAGGAGAAAAUGCCUUUGACAAAUAGUCAUUGGGCAGUUGACCUAGGACAGCUGUUCUGGUCUACAGCCGUCUGAACCAGUCUUCCUUCAACUUCGAUCUACUUCGAUCCACCCAAAUAACUUCUGCCAAAAUAAUCUUAACACGAAAGCAUAUCGUUUCUUUUGAGUUCCUGUCAUUCCUAAUCUGCAGAAUGAAGUCCCAUCUUCGUUAACAUAGCUUCAUGAUCUGGCUUUCAGUUUUGUUUUUUCCCCACCACUGUAUCUUUUUUUUUUUUUUUUUUGUAGUUUUAUGAUUUUAUUAACACAAAUACAAUGUGCACGUAAGCUGCUUGUCCAUUCAUUUUCUUCGCUGGCACAGCCUGGCAUUAGGAUUGGUGACUCUAAUGGACAGUUGGGCUGCUCUUUCCACAGUGGCCUUGUGGUUCUAGGAGGAGACAGUCUUACCACUGUAUCUUUUCAUCCUACGCGGACAAGCCAGCUAUUCUCCCUUCUUUCACUGCACCUGCUCUUUGUCUUAGUUGUGGCUGCACUACCUCCUUCUCACAGUUUUCCCUAAUACCUCUCAUAUUUGCAACAUAUUUAAGUUUUUUGUGCUUUCUCUCUUUGUUUAUACCUCUGUAAAAGAACUUAUUUGGGGCAAGUAGAGUGCCUGGAUUCAAAUCCUGCUUCCAAAAUUCUAGCUGUGUGACCCUUGAUAAAUCACUUAGCCUCUGUGAGCCUUGGUUUUUUUCACCUAUAGAAUGGGGCUAAUGUCGUAGGGUUACUGUCGGUUCAAAUGAGAAAACAAGGAGAGCACCGGGCACAUAGUAAGCGUUCAAAUGUUAAUUGCUGCUGUUCUUAUUUAUAAAUACUUCUUGAUCACUGGAUUACAAACUCUUGAAUGCAAGGAAUGUGGCUUUCUCAUUUUCCUUAGAGACCUGGCACAGUGAUUUACAUGUGAACUGAAUUAUCAUAAUUAAAUUUGGGGCUAGGUUACAAAGAAAAAUUAUGAAACUGUAUUUGAAAGACCUAAUCGCCUGUCUGCCAGGAUCAUUUCAGUGAAAUCCUUCGUAAAAGCAGAGGCUUUCCUAGAUCAGCCUUUCAUAAGUAAGUGUGGUUAUUUUAUUGGUAAGUAUUUGACCAUGUAAUACGCCAGUUUCUUUAGGAUGUAAGACCUAAGACCAUUACUACUCAAGACCCUUUGUGGACUCAAGACCCUUUACUACUGAAUUCACAGUGCUCUCAUGUGGACACUAAUGCAAAAAGGACCAGGAUGAUGCAAGCACCCUGUUGAUCCUGAGAUAACUCUCUGGAGGCUUCUUUCAAGCUUUUGGGUCUCAGCUAUCUAGAAGCCACAGAUUUGUGAGACAUCAACUAUUCCAGCCUGGAUGGUGCAGUAGUUCAUGUCCAUCCCACACUCGGGCCAUGGCGAAGUUUGGUGAGCUGGGAAGACUUUCUCCCUGGAGUGAGGAUGCAUUUCCUCUUAGACCUUGGCAUCUCAAAGUGUUGCUACCAAACAGUAGGUCUCUAACUCCCCCUGAUUUUCAGAUACCUGAUUUCUUGACCUCUGUCUCUGUCAGUAACAAUGACCUUUCAGUAUUGGGUUUUGCUUCUUGUAAAAUGUUGAAAAAAUCUAUGUAUCCUGGAGCAAUGGGAAUGGUGAGGGUAUUAAACUACAUGUCUUGGGCCUUCAUGUCUUCCAAAAUGGUGUCUCAAAGCUAGCCAGCCCCUUCUACCCCCAGGAUUUCCAGUAGGGUGGACACAAGGCCCCUCACCUCUUGUUCACAGACUAGCUAUUGAUUGGUUGCUUUCGGCCUUUUCUGACUUCCUUACCUCUCUCUGAUCUCCCUCCUCUCCUGCCUUGUUGGGUGUCGACGAAAUGCCCUUCCAAAUGCCACACUACUCUCUGCCCACAGUAACGGGUAGGUAAACAAUGUCGAUUUUGGGGGGAUUUGUUGUUUCCCAUCUGGCCAAAGGAGCCACUAGUAGUGUCAACAUUGGAAGAGGUACUCUGCUGUAUGAUGGUUACCACAAGUAGCACAUGCUCUAAAUUAUAAAAUCAAAGGUUCAUAAAGUGAAGAUAGUGAUUUGAGAAAUUACUUAGAUGAACUAAGUAGAGAUCUCCUAGCCUCUUACAAGCUGGUAGACAUUGGGUACAUCACUUCUCUCUUGACUUCCAUAAAAGGAGUUGAGUUGAAGAGGUCCCCAACUAUGGGCCAAGGGCUGGUUACAUCACAAUCACCUGGGACCAUUGUUAAAGAUUCCUGUUCCCACACUCUACCACAGUUCUGUACCAGUCUCCCAAAUGCAAGUGGCGAGCUUCACUGUGGAGUCGCUUGGAGGAGCUUAGAGGAAGUGGGAGCCAGGAAAAGCAGAGACCUCUCCUCUCCCAGAGAUGGAGAAAUAAGUGAAGAAAUGCAGGUGAGGGAAAAUAAGCGUUGGGUGUUUUUAUAAUGGCUACAGAAACUAGUCAUGUCUUCCAUGGUCAAGAUGAUAAGUUUCUGGAAAACCACUGUGUAAGGAGAAACAAUGACAGAGAUUCAAAGAAGCACUUGGACCAGAAGGAUAUCCAUGGACUCAGCCAAAAUCCAGACAACGGACUACUGGUUACACAUGUUAACCAGACACAGGAUUUACUGAGGCUACAGGGAGACGAGACCCAACCUUCAGCUUGGGAGGACCCGGAAGACUGGCUUUCCACGCACAGUUUACAGUUUGAGAGGCUCACCUUGGCUGACCUGAUUAGCCAGGGCACCACAGUACUGGAGGAGGGCAGCGAUGUCAUGAGGAAAGUGCACUUCUCCACCCAGAUGAUCCACCAAUUUGAAUCAAAGCUUUCUGGAGCUAUUGAACUCUAUCAACAGAGAAUCCAGUGGCUCACAGAAAGCAGCAGGAAGGCAUUUGGCCUCAUCAAGGGAGCCAGAGUUGGCAUCAUCGUUGAUGUGUCCGCCAUUGGCAGUGGCUCUCAAAAAGAGGAGUUCCAAAAUGACCUCCUGAGCCUCAUUGAUGAGCAGCUGAGCCACAAGGAGAAGCUGUAUGUCCUGUCCUUCGGCACCAGCACCAGUGCCCUCUGGCCAGACCCCGUGGAAGUCAGCCCCUCCACCCUCCAGGAACUCAAGCUCUGGGUGAAGAAGCUCCAGCCUGAUGGGGGCAGCAAUCUGCUACAAGCCCUGAGGAAAAUCUUCACCCUGAAGGGACUGAAUUCUCUGGUGAUCAUAAUGGGCAGCUGCCCAGAUCAGCCUUCUGAAAUUCUGUCCAACUACAUCCAACAGUCCACUGUGGGACGGGACCUCAUCACCCGCAUCAUCACCUACAAAUGCAACGAUCAGGUGCCCCCUGCUGUCCUAAAGAACCUUGCAGAAGCUCUUGGGGGCUACUAUCACUGCUAUAGCACAGAGACGGAGGUCUAUACCAGUUGGGACAUGGACCAGCUCCUGGCAGAAAUCCAGAAGGCCCAGAGCCUCCUGAGCCACAUCCAAGCCUUGUGCAACAGGACCCCCUAUGAGGAGCUAACGGGCAUGAUGAAGGAGAUUUCCACAGAGACUGCAAAAGGGCCACUCACAGGUCUCUUGCCUAAACCCCCAAAGCAUGAGGGUCCCCUCACAAUUGAGUUCCCAAACUUGGAGAAGACUUCUGCAGAAUGGCUAAAGAUCAAUGGCCUAAAAGCCAGAAAACUAAGUCUUUAUCAGGUUCUGGCACCCAAUGCAUUCUCUCCCGUGGAGGAAUUUGUGCCUAUUCUCCAGAAAACAGUAUCUUCAUCUAUCUAUGAGAAGGCAAUGGUACAAUUUGAAUGGCAUGAUGGGACAGUGAAGAAUGUUCAUGUGGAUCCGCCCUUCCUCUAUGAGUACCAGAAACAGCUCAGCAGAGCUAUGCGGAUGUAUGAGAGGCGGAUCGAGUGGCUCUCCUUGGCCAGCAGAAGAAUCUGGGGCACCGUCUGUGAAAAAAGGGUGGUUAUACUGCUGGAUAUCUCUGUGACCAAUUCCAUGUACAUUAUUCAUAUCCAGCACUCCCUGCGGCUUCUGCUGGAGGAGCAGUUGUCCAACAAGGACUGCUUCAACCUCAUCGCGUUUGGAAGCACAAUAGAAAGCUGGAGGCCAGAGAUGGUUGCCGUGAACCACGAAAACUUGCAGAGCGCCUGGCGGUGGGCCCUGACUCUGCAGUGUCACGGCAGCAGGAACGUCCUCAGCGCCCUGCGGAAGGCUGUGGAAGUGGAUUUCAACGACAAAGACGGUCACCAAUCUCAGGGCAUCUACCUCUUCACAGGGGGCAUCCCUGACCAGGACGUGCCCAUGCUCAGCGCCUACAUGGCUGAGGCCUGUGGGGGCUGCGAUCUCCAGCUGAACAUAUGUCUCUUCUACGUGGGCGAGCCCCAGAUGGACAUCAUGCCCCCUGCCCGCUAUGCCAGCCGCACCGACACAGCUGCCGCCUACCGGGAGAUCACCCAGGCCACGGCCGGACGUUUCCACUGGUUUGGAGACACAGGUAUUUACGAAAGCGAUGACAUCAAUGCCAUCGUGUCUGAGAUGGAAAAGGCUCUCAACUACUCCCAAAAGUGUGCCUUACUGGUGUCCUCACUGAAGAACCAGUCUGGGAAAGAAGUGGAAAGCUCAGCCCUCCUGAAAGAAAAACCAAAGAUGUUCAAGCAAAGAAGUCAGCCCAGGAAACUCUAUUCUUCCAAGCCCACAGCUCCCUCGGUGGCCAGAAUGAGCCUUAAAGAUGACCGUGACAGAGAGAAGAGCUCCCCCUUGGAAGCUCUGACAUGGCGGCCACUUAGUGGCAAAGCAGGCAUCCCACCAGCUUCAGCCCAGCCAGUGAAAGAAGGGACCGCAGAACGGAGGAGGAAGACCAAGUGGAGGGAAGCAGAGACAUCUCUCUCACUGUUUUAUACGGAGACGGGGAAUAACGUGGGCUCGGUCUACAAGAAAUACCCUCAAGGAAGGGGAAUACGAAGGGUUAGCUCUUCUAUCCAGUUGCCCAGGAAGGAUGCAGUUUGCUCAAGCCAAGAGUGGGUAGCAAAUUAUGGGCUCAAAAAACUGAGGAUGGAAAUCUCCAGAUACAUCGGUCCCAGCUGCACUCAUCAGAAGUCAGCCCAGGGGCUGGCGUCAGCCAAAUACUGCAACAUCCUGCCCAGUAUAGAGAUCAAUGGGGUAGUGAGACAUAUCCAGUGGACGCCCAGGGAAAUGGAAGCAUACAUCACAUGUCUGGAGAAGGUGAUGAGGCGCUAUGUCCAGAGGCUGCAGUGGCUGCUGUCUGGGAGCCGCCGAUUAUUUGGCACCAUUUUGGAGAGCAAAGUAUGCAUCCUGGUGGACACUUCGGGAUCCAUGGGCCCCUACCUGCAGCAGGUGAAGACGGAGCUGAUUCUGCUGAUUUGGGAACAGCUGCGCAAGCACUGUGACAGGUUUAACCUGCUCAGCUUUGCGGAGGACCCACAGCUGUGGAGGGACACUCUGGUGGAGACCACAGAUGCAGCCUGUCACGAGGCUAUGCAGUGGGUGACCCACCUGCGUGCUCAGGGGAGCACCUCGGUCUUGCAAGCAUUACUGAAAGCCUUCAGUUUUCACGAUGUGGAAGGAUUGUACCUCCUGACCGACGGGAAGCCAGAUACAAGCUGCAGCCUUAUUCUGAAUGAAGUCCAAAGACUCAAGGAGGAAAGAGAUCUGAAACUGCACACCAUUUCCCUGAACUGCUCAGGCAGGGCGUCGGUUGACUUCCUGAGAAAUCUAGCCUCCCUCACGGGGGCCCGCUAUCACUGCCCUGUUGAUGAGGACACACUCUUCAAAAUCCACGGCCUGCUGACCAGGGGCUUCGUGGACGAAAGGGACCCCAUAUUGCCACUAUUUGAAGGAGAUGAUUUGAGAAGAUUGGCCCAGGAGAUCACCAAGGCCAGAAGCUUCCUCUGGAAGGCCCAAUCCUUCAGGUCUCAACUCCAGAAGAAAAACAACACAGAACCAAAUGUCACUCUUUUCUAGAGAAGGGUUCUCAGCACACCCUACACUCCAGCCACAGAAUUAUCACUCGCUAGGAAGCCUUGCACCAAGCCCUGCCUGGAAACGCCCUUCUUACCCCCCUCUGCCUGGUGACUCCUGCUCAUCCAUCAAGGCACAACUCAUAUGGCAUCAGCUCCACUGUGAAAAUGUCCCUGGGACCCAUCAAGAGCUUGGAGCCUCCAGCCUUCCUCCCACUGCAUCCGGACCAAACAUCUGUUUUCACGGCAGUGACACUUAGCAUUUAUGAUGCCUAGCCCUCCUUACCAUGCUUCCUUACUCCCUUUGCCAACUCUUUUUCUUGGCUGUGAGCUCCCCCAGGAUAAGGCUGGUGUCCUAGGUCCCCAGAAACUGCCACAGGGGCAGACACAGUAAACUGUGAGCAUCCAGCUUAGCUGUGGGAGUCCGGCUCUAGAAACCAGCCAGAGCUUGUUAUUUCUGCCCUGGUCCCCUCACCCUCUGCUUCCCACCACCCUGGUCCAGGGCGGGUGAUGCAGAUUCACCAUCAGCCCAUCUUGGGAGCAAAAACCAGUGAGACUUACCACCUGCCCCCUACCUGUUCAACCAAACUGAAUUAAGGUCUGCCCUGCUCAAGCGGGUGAAAAUUGGGUUGGGUCCACUGGGCCAGGCGCUGCUGUGUACAUAUGAAAUGACUGUCUCAUGUAUUAUGUGGUCUGGAGUGAUUUCCUGAGAUGAGAAAAAAUUGCUUUUAUUUAAUUAAAUAGAAUCAAAAUGA
This is a messenger RNA of Neofelis nebulosa (Clouded leopard), 8938 nucleotides long. It is a transcript of the gene VWA3A, whose product is annotated as von Willebrand factor A domain containing 3A. Bases 4672 to 8187 code for a protein of 1171 amino acids. NCBI's taxonomy places the organism in Eukaryota, Metazoa, Chordata, Mammalia, Carnivora, Felidae. The record is from RefSeq and is a predicted model, not a curated record. The transcript is spliced from 37 exons.